AUGGAUAUACAACAUUUUGAUAAUACAUCAAAGAAGAACUCUUUUUCUUUACCAGAACUUCCUUCUCAAGUAAAGUCAGUAAAUGAAUUACAAAAUGAAGACAUAAAACAAAAAGAAGAAAAUGAUGUGUCAAAUCAUAAAUAUGGAAGAAGUUCUGAUACUUCUCAAUACUCAAAAAGGAAUAUUAUUAAACCUUCAAAAAUUUAUAUAGAACCUGUUAAAAGAAGUAUUGAUGAUAUUUCAAAAGAUAUUGAAAAUAAAUUAAAAUUAACUGAUUCCCAACAGUUAAUUCCUGAAUUGUGUUUAUCUCCACGUGUUAUUCGCAUUGGAGUACAUUCAAAAAGAGCUGUUUCAAAUGGAUUGUGA
Entamoeba nuttalli P19 is the source of this 366-nucleotide messenger RNA. RefSeq lists its product as hypothetical. Lineage: Eukaryota; Evosea; Mastigamoebida; Endamoebidae. Bases 1 to 366 code for a protein of 121 amino acids. The record is from RefSeq and is a predicted model, not a curated record. The transcript has a single exon.